This is a messenger RNA of Phycomyces blakesleeanus NRRL 1555(-), 1779 nucleotides long. RefSeq lists its product as hypothetical. Gene Ontology annotation, biological process: protein localization to vacuole. Gene Ontology annotation, cellular component: vacuolar membrane. Lineage: Eukaryota; Fungi; Mucoromycota; Mucoromycetes; Mucorales; Phycomycetaceae. Bases 107 to 1723 code for a protein of 538 amino acids. The record is from RefSeq and is a predicted model, not a curated record. The transcript is spliced from 11 exons.
AUUCUUACAAAUAUCCUUGCUGUAUAUACAUACACAUAUACCAACCUAUACAUAUACCUACACUCGUAUAAAGAUAUUUUAAUAUAUUUUACUGUGGUGAUUCAUCAUGCCUGCUGCAGUUGGACUAGCCUGGAUGACAUUCGGGAUGGUCUCGGUGGGCCUGUAUUUAUUUAGUGCAGGGUUUAUAAACUACUAUCACGACAAACACCACUCUAGAGUUGCAGUGACACUCGUGAGUGUAUUGUCAGUUGGACUGUCAUUGUGCCUGUUGGCUCUAUUACCGGUAGACGUGUUUCUGGUGUCUCUUACGGUUGACCAUCAAACCGGUUUGAAGCAAGAAUGGGCAGAUGAAGAUACUGUGUACUGGAUCACGAUGGCUACUUUUAUUGUUUACUAUGGAUGCCAUGCUUUGAUUGGACUGUUACUUUUCUUUGUCUUGCCCUUUGCUUACUUUUAUUACAAGAAGUACGAUGAAGAUCAGGACCGGAGGCAACGCGCAUUGACUGGUAUUCGAUACACGGUUGGAUUUGGUAUUCUGGCAAGUGUACUUUUUAUGAUUGGAUUAUUUGGUAGACCGACGCAGUUACCAGUUCAGUUGGAGCUCGAGUGGUUUUUGAACUUGAUUAAUGAGAGUCAUGGGGAAAAAGCAAUAUCUUUUGUCAUGGCCUGUCCGCAACUACUCGGCAUGUUUAUCUUUGUAGCCUACACGGCACCUGGACUCUCUAUCUUGCCUUUCAAGUUUCUCAAAGACCGGGGACGGGUUGACACCGAGUAUGAAGAUAUCACUGCCCGAUUGGCUUCCAAUAUCGAACAACAGCGUAAGAUUGAGCAUCAUCCGACCAGUUCUAGAUCUACUCACUCUGAGCAAGAGAGGACCCUUCACAAUCUGAUUGAUGAAGCAAAGAUAUUUGAGCGUCAACUAAAGGAUCUUGAAGACGACCGGAACAAGUGGAGAUAUAAGCUUUGGUUAAUGUUCCGACCAUUUGAGCUUGCUUUUGGUAUAUUUUUAUUGGUAGUGAGUUUCUUGAUUGUCCUCUGUAUAAUUUUGUCCUGCUUUGACAAGAUGGUGUUCUCUAUUUGUGGAAGUGAAUGCGGUUAUAUUGCCAGUAGCCCAGACUUCUUUCAGCCUAUCAAUUUCAUUCUAGUCAAUAUACAGAGAGCAUUCCCAUUGGAUUACAUGUUACUGGUUGGAUUGAUUGUCUAUCUUUUGGUGGUUACCAUGGUUGGAAUUGACAGCCUUGGGCUGAAGUUCCUUUGGGUGACAUUGUACAGGGUCGAACGCAAGGCUACGGGUGCUCAGGCACUGGUGAUCAGUAGUACUUUAUUGACAUUAGGACUGUUGGCAGCAAACUACUCUAUCGUGUCGUUUAUUGCACCUGCCUAUGCUCAUUUUGGAAGUCAAGUUUAUUGUAACUCUGAGGAAGGAGACGUUCGGGACUGCAGUCUUGAUGUUGAUCUGAUUGUGCCCUGUGAUAUCUACGGACCGACAGACAUUUGUACUCCCACUGUCAUUUCUACAUCGAUUGACCGAAUCAGCUUCAAUUCGCCAAGGGUUUCAGCAGUAUAUUACUAUAGCCACUGGGUCUUUGUAGUUACUUAUGUGGCUGGAUUUGUGAUGAGUUUGGUUCGCAAGCCCCCCAAGGACAUUGGAGAAGAAGAAGGAUUAUUGGAUCGAACUGGCAAAAAAGCCUAUCAGACUAUCAGUGAUCAAAUAACCAAAUAGACCACAUAAAGAUAAAUAAAAUAAAAUAAAAUAAAAUAAUUACUUGUUUAUUAAUU